CCGAUGCUUCGCCCCCGUUCUGGAAAACGCUGGGUCGGUCGGUCAUUGCGAGAUUGAGAGAGAGAGAGAGAGAGAGAGAGAGAGAGAGAGAGCGGCCUUCCUUCUUUCAUCGAUCCCUCGAGACGGGUGCUGCGAGAGCGACGGCGAUGGAGAACGGCGGUCCGGUUACCGACAUCCGAUCGGCGGCGGAGGCGGUCUCGGCGGAGAACGAGGCGUCGGUGGCGCCUCUCCACCAGGUCGAAUCCCUGUGCAUGCGUUGCGGCGAGAAUGGCAUAACCAGGCUCCUUCUAACGCGAAUUCCUCACUUCAGGGAGAUUGUGUUGAUGGCGUUUGAAUGCCCGCAUUGCAACGAAAGGAACAAUGAAGUCCAGUUUGCUGGUCAGCUGCAGCCCCGAGGAUGUUGCUACCAGUUGGAGGUUCCAUUGGGGAGUAGUGAGGUACUUAAUCGACAGGUGGUGAAAUCUGAUUCUGCAACUAUUAAGAUUCCAGAAUUGGAUUUUGAGAUUCCUCCAGAAGCUCAACGUGGAACACUUUCUACGGUGGAAGGGAUACUUCUGCGAGCCGUGGAUGAAUUACAAGCCCUUCAGGAGGAACGCAAGAAGCUGGAUCCUGCAACAGCUGAAGCUAUAGAUCAGUUCUUGAUAAAACUGAAAUCCCUUGCAUCUGGAAAUGCAGCUUUUACUUUCCUACUUGAUGAUCCUGCUGGAAACAGUUUUAUUGAGAACCCAUAUGCGCCAUCUUCAGAUCCAUUGUUGUUUACUAGGUUCUAUGAAAGGACACGUGAGCAACAGGCUGCGUUGGGUUUUCUUGCUGAACCAUCUGCAGCUGAAGAGGCUGAAAGACAGGUUAAUGGAGAUGCAUCAACCGAGGAAAAUAAUCCUGCACUGGAUGGAAUGGAAAGGGUACCCCAUGGAUCAGUUGGAGCUGUUGCCGGUCGUCAUGCUAUUGCUCAGGGUAACACUGAGGAAGUUGCUGCAGCCUUAUGUAGGUAUUCAGCACCAGAAGAGGUUGACACUUUGCCGUCUACAUGUGGAGCUUGUGGAACUGCAUGCGUCACUCGCUUUUAUGCUACCAAAAUUCCGUAUUUUCGAGAUGUGAUUGUUAUGGCGACUACGUGUGAUCUGUGUGGCUAUCGUAGCUCAGAGUUGAAACCUGGUGGUGAAAUUCCUAAAAAAGGAAAGAAGAUCACAGUAUAUGUGCGGAAUGCACAAGAUCUUAGCCGCGACGUGAUAAAGUCAGAUACUGCAAGUGUAAAGGUUCCUGAACUCGAUUUGGAGCUUGGAACUGGCACAUUAGGUGGAAUUGUUACAACUGUUGAAGGUUUGAUUACUAAAAUUAGCGAAAGUCUUGAGAGAGUACAUGGGUUUACAUUGGGUGAUAGCACGGAGGAGUGGAAAAGGAAAAAGUUUCAGGAUUUUAAGUCAAGGCUAAUUAAGCUUCUAAGUUUGGAAGAACCUUGGACUUUGAUUAUUGAUGAUGCAUUGGCGAGUUCCUUUGUUUCUCCUACCACAGACUCCAUAGCAGACGACAAGCAACUCAUCUUUGAAGAGUACGAGAGGAGCUGGGAGCAGAAUGAGGAGUUGGGUUUGAAUGACAUGGAUACGUCUUCAGCUGAUGAUGCUUACAGAACAAACAACAGACAGUGAGAAUUUUUUGUGAUUAAAUUAUCUGUUGUAUUCUGUGUUUUGCAACUGAAAUUAGUCCCUCUAUAGGGAUGAUUACUUGGUUGUUUAAUCCAAACUUGAUUCAUGUACAUGGUUAUUGUUAUCAGUGCUUCUUGUGAAAGUAUUGAUACGCAAUGCUAAUGUUGCAAUCUUGUUAAAA
Phoenix dactylifera (date palm) is the source of this 1824-nucleotide messenger RNA. RefSeq lists its product as uncharacterized. Lineage: Eukaryota; Viridiplantae; Streptophyta; Magnoliopsida; Arecales; Arecaceae. The record is from RefSeq and is a predicted model, not a curated record. Gene Ontology annotation, molecular function: zinc ion binding. Gene Ontology annotation, cellular component: nucleus.